Molecule: messenger RNA, 1275 nt
Organism: Nicotiana tabacum (common tobacco)
Lineage: Eukaryota; Viridiplantae; Streptophyta; Magnoliopsida; Solanales; Solanaceae
Source: RefSeq, a predicted model, not a curated record
UUUACUCUCUCUGUCCCUCUUGUCUGCUUCUCACAUUCUUUCUCUGUUUCUCACCUUUUUUCUACAGUAUAGUAUCUCUUUGAAUUUUCAUUUUCUCACUGUCCUCUGUUCUCUCUCUUUUUUUCUUUUUUUUUUUACCUUUAAAAACCCAUCAACAACAUAAGGAAAACUCAUUUCAGGUUCCUUUAAAAAAAUCCUCCCAUUCCCUCUUCAUAUUUAUAAAAAGAGUCAACUUUGAUCAAUAUCAAAUAUUCUACUGGUUUCUUUGCUAUAGCACCAAAAUGGAUGAGAGUAACUAUUACUUUAGGAGGAGCCAUGUUCCAGCAUUUGGUAGCUGGGAUUGUAACAAUAAUGAAAUUCCAAUUCCUUUUACAGAGUGUUUUGAAUCAGCAAGGCAAGCUGGUUUGUUUCACUACAGCUAUUCUCAUGACUCUGAUUUGUAUGUCACUGGUGAUCUUUACCAGAAUGAUAUUGUUACACCUACCAUGAUCGUUGUUCCUCGUCGUAAGAAAAAAGCAAGUUACAAAGAAGCAAGAAAAGAAGCAUGGGUGAUGUGUGAUUUUGAGAAAGAACCACCCAGCCCUCUUCCUAUAUCUCCUCCAACUACUAUAAGUGUGCCCAAAAAGCCUAUUGAUGAAGAUCUCUACAAGAUUUCCCCCGAGUUGCUCUAUGCUAAGCCUACAAGGAAGGGCGUCCGGGCUAUCAUCUCGAGCUGUUUGCGGCCUUCUUGUGCUUGUUGAACAUGGUGCAAGCAAAAGAAGAGAAAAUCCAGAAAGUAUAGAACUAGUAGUUUGUCUGCAUGGUGAUUUUGUCUAUAUUUAUAGUUAUGUUUGGAGUCUUUUGUUGGGUUUAAACCAGUAAAAAAUGGCCCAAAAAAGAAGAAAGAAUCUUCUCCUUUCUUCUCUACAUUGCUAAACGUAUGUUUCUUCUUGGAAGUAUUUUGAUGUCCUAGUACUAUGUAGUGUUUAAGGGGAGCUUUAGAGCACCGGUAGAGUUGUUUUCAUGUGAUUUAUAGAUUACGGGUUUGAGCCGUAGAAUUAGCUAUUAAUGCUUGCAUCAGACCCUUACAUGGCCCUUCCUUGAAUCCUGUAUAAACACAUAAUUUUUCGUGCACCGUGGAACCCUUUAGUACUAUACUAGGGUUGGCUUUUAUAAUUUAAAAAAUCUUGAGGUACUGUGUGGGAAAUUGGCAUUACAAGGAUAUAUUAAUGUAUGAGAAAAAAGAGAAAUCUCUCCCUCGUGUCUUUAUUUAUGGUGCCCUGUGCAUUUUCAGUU